Messenger RNA from Fraxinus pennsylvanica, 369 nucleotides. The record is from the annotation of a GenBank genome assembly. Lineage: Eukaryota; Viridiplantae; Streptophyta; Magnoliopsida; Lamiales; Oleaceae.
AUGAAAACUGCUUGGGAAGUGGUGAGGAUUCGAGGCGAACUUGUGCAGUGGGUUCAUUGGGUUUGGCAUAAUGCUUUGCAAAAACGUGUUUCAGUUCUUAUGUGGAAAGCCUUGAAUGGAAGCUUAAGCGUGGAUGAAAAAAUUAAAGCAGUUAGUAUAAAUCUUGCUGCCAAAUGUGAUUGUUGCCCUAUGGGUCAUGAGGAAACUGCUUCUCACAUUCUAAGCUCUGGAGAGUUUGCGGACAAAAUAUGGAAGAAGGUUUCCCUAUUGAUGGGUGUUCGUUGGAGGGCUAGACAACCUUGGUGGGAAUCAAUUAAUUUAUGGUGGGCAAGAGCAAAAAAGAUCUUUCCAGGUAGGAUGUUUGUUUAG